GGGAUGCAGAGAGCAACUAAUGUCACCUAUCAAGCCCACCAUGUCAGCAGGAACAAGAGAGGUCAGGUGGUGGGGACCAGAGGUGGCUUUCGUGGUUGCACAGUUUGGCUGACAGGACUGUCUGGGGCAGGGAAGACGACCGUGAGCAUGGCACUGGAGGAGUACCUGGUUUGCCAUGGCAUUCCCUGCUACACUUUGGAUGGUGACAACAUCCGUCAAGGUCUCAAUAAAAACCUUGGCUUCAGUCCUGAGGACAGAGAAGAGAAUGUCCGACGCAUUGCGGAGGUUGCGAAGCUGUUUGCAGAUGCCGGCCUGGUGUGCAUCACAAGCUUUAUUUCUCCUUACACGCAGGAUCGCAACAAUGCCAGGCAGAUUCACGAGGGUGCAAGCUUACCUUUCUUUGAAGUUUUUGUGGAUGCUCCUCUGCAUGUCUGUGAACAGAGGGAUGUUAAGGGGCUCUACAAGAAAGCACGGGCAGGAGAAAUAAAAGGCUUCACUGGGAUCGAUUCUGAGUAUGAAAAACCAGAGGCUCCGGAGCUGGUGCUGAAAACGGACUCCUGUGAUGUCAACGACUGUGUCCAGCAAGUUGUGGAGCUUCUCCAGGAACGGGUGAGAGAAAGCUAGGAGAAGAAAACUGCC
This is a messenger RNA of Cricetulus griseus (Chinese hamster), 639 nucleotides long. Lineage: Eukaryota; Metazoa; Chordata; Mammalia; Rodentia; Cricetidae. The record is from RefSeq and is a predicted model, not a curated record.